This is a messenger RNA of Otolemur garnettii (small-eared galago), 1179 nucleotides long. RefSeq names its product PC-esterase domain-containing protein 1B-like. NCBI's taxonomy places the organism in Eukaryota, Metazoa, Chordata, Mammalia, Primates, Galagidae. The record is from RefSeq and is a predicted model, not a curated record. The transcript has a single exon. The coding region runs from base 1 to 1179 and encodes 392 amino acids.
AUGGCCCACCUGCGGACCCACGAAGUCCAGCAGCUGCUGCACAACAAGUUCGUGGUCAUCAUGGGGGAUUCCAUCCAGCGCGCCGUGUACAAGGACCUGGUGCUCCUGCUGCAGAAGGACUGCCUGCUCUCCUCCAGGCAGCUCAAGGCCGAGGGCGAGCGCAGCUUCGAGCGGGACGUGCUGCUGGAGGGCGGCAGGAGGGACCGCAGGCGGCAUGGCGCCCACUGCCGCGAAGUACGUCAGUUCUGCUCCGGCCACCACCUGGUGCGUUUCUACUACCUCUCGCGCCUGUACUCUAAUUACGUCGAGGACGUUCUGGGGGAGCUGCAGGCGGGCCAGCACAUCCCGGACGUGCUGGUCAUGAACUCCUGCCUCCGAGACCUCUACAGGUACGGCUCGGACUUCCGAAGGAGGUACCGCGAGCACCUGCACAGCUUGUUCCAGUGCCUGUCCCGCAUGCUGCCCAACGCCUGCCUGCUGGUGUGGACCACGGCCAUGCCGGUGGCCCACACCAUCUGCCGGCACUUCCUCCCGUCGGAGCACCGGCACCGCCGCUCCCGCCUGCGGGAGGACGUGCUGGAAGCCAACUUCUACAGCGCCGCCGAGGCGUACUGGUACGGCUUCGACGUGCUGGACCUGCAUUUCCAUUUCCGCCACGCCGGCCACCACCGCCAGCGAGACGGGGUGCACUGGGACGCGCGCGCGCACCGACGCCUGUCGCAGCUGCUGCUGACCCACGUAGCAGGGGCCUGGGGCGUCGACCUUCCCCGCCACGACGAACAUGAGCGCGGCAGUAUCAGGGAUGGCCUGGCCGGCAGACAUCCAGGACACGCAGACAGGAGGCAGCCCCGAGCCCACCGAGACGACCGGGCCCUGUCCUCGCGGCGCUCCGCGCCCCGGUGCCACCACGAGUCUCGGCACCAUCACGGGCUCUGUCACCAUUGUAGACAUCACUGCAUGACCCACCACCGACACAGCUGUUUGCACUCCGACUUGUCUUCACGGCGCCAGCAGUUCUCCAGGGAUACCUCCGGGCGGCGGCUGGGCCCCAGCAGCACAGGCUCUGCCCCGCAGGGAGGCAGAGGUUCUCCCCUUCAUUCUUCCCGAUGUCCCUAUGGCCCACACAGAUGCCAGCGAAGGUGCUCGGAUCACAGACAGGGCCACAGGAGCCAUACCUAG